GUGCAGAACUGGGCAUGUUUAAUCCGAUGAUGAUCGUGCCCGGCACGUCUGCUGCAGUGGCGGGCGCCCUGCUCGCGAUGCCCGGGGCUGUCAAGAAGCUCCUGCGCUGCGCCACACGGCAGGGUGACACCCAGCACGGCCUGAGCCUCCUAUUUUGCCUCGUGCACAAGUGUGGGGCGCGCGGGGCGGCCGCAGUCGCCGCCGCGAGGGGCUGGCUGACGAGGCUCCUUGUGGUGGCGCGGAGCCAGCCCCGCUCCUUGAUGGGCGCCGUCAUGGUCGUCAACCUCAUGCGGGAUGACGCGCCGCAGGUGGUGGCGGCUGCGGUGCAUUCCGAGCCCCGGGCGCUCGCCGCCUCAGCCAAGCUGCUGGCUUGCCGCGAGCCCUGGGCCGAGCGGCUGGGGAUGCUGCUCUUGAAUGACGCGCUUCGGCAAGAAGCGUGGCCGGCGCGCGCCAGAACGUUGGAGAGUGUGGCGCGGGCGGUCAAGGCGGCCCCUGGUGCUUUAGAGGGCGCCGUGAACGCGCUGCGCUCCCGCUUGGACCGCGACACAAGCCCUGUCCCCACAAUUUCGGGCCGACUCUUCAGCCCCUCACGCGACGCCGCCCAGGCGGCCGCGGCGGAGGUGUUGGCUGCCCUGGCGCCGGCCCUGCCGCCUGCGCUGCUGUGCUCCACCCCAGACCUGCUCAGCAGCCUGGCUUCCUUGGUGGGCAAGAUGGAGGCUGCAGCCCGGGCCCUCGAUGACAUCACCAGGCUGGGCGGAGAGGAGGCGUGCGCAGCUGUGCUGCGCAGCGCGCCUGAAUUGCUGAGCGCCCUGUCGGCGGCCGAGGCCGGCGGCGGCGACGCGGGGGCGGCCGGCUUGGCGGCGCGCCUGCGGCUGCGCCUUGAGCACCAGCAGCGGCGGGCGGGGCAGCUGCAAGACAAGGUUUGCGCGGUCUGCGGCCGCGACGCCGGAGAUGGCGUCAAGCUGCGCGUGUACUGCUCCGAGGCCUGUGCCAAGUCGGCCUGGCGUGGUGGGCACAAGGCGGAGUGCGGCCAGCUGCGGCAGGCAAGGGGGCAGAAGGGGCAGUGA
Monoraphidium neglectum is the source of this 1067-nucleotide messenger RNA. RefSeq lists its product as hypothetical. The record is from RefSeq and is a predicted model, not a curated record. The transcript is spliced from 2 exons. Lineage: Eukaryota; Viridiplantae; Chlorophyta; Chlorophyceae; Sphaeropleales; Selenastraceae. The annotation marks the transcript as partial.